Molecule: messenger RNA, 1800 nt
Organism: Phlebotomus papatasi
Lineage: Eukaryota; Metazoa; Arthropoda; Insecta; Diptera; Psychodidae
Gene: Idh3a
Product: probable isocitrate dehydrogenase [NAD] subunit alpha, mitochondrial
Exons: 5
Coding region: 2-1129 (375 amino acids)
Biological process (GO): tricarboxylic acid cycle; isocitrate metabolic process
Cellular component (GO): mitochondrion
Molecular function (GO): magnesium ion binding; isocitrate dehydrogenase (NAD+) activity; NAD binding
Source: RefSeq, a predicted model, not a curated record
CAUGCGCACAUGGGAGAUCAGCUGUUGGGGAAAGGCCUAUUCAUUGCACGUCUCAAGAAUGGCAGCACGUUUUCGCUUCCUCCGCAAAAUUGUGUCCAGUGCUCCUGUUGGAGCCCGAGGAUUCGCUUCAGACGUCCAGAAAGUCACACUCAUUCCUGGAGAUGGCAUUGGACCAGAAAUCUCAGCUGCUGUCCAGAAGAUUUUCGAAGCGGCUAAAGUUCCUAUUGAAUGGGAAUCCGUGGACGUUACUCCAGUGCGGUAUCCGGACGGAAAAUUUGGAAUCCCUCCUAAAGCCAUUGAGAGUGUCAAUCGCAACAAGAUCGGUCUUAAAGGGCCUCUAAUGACACCCGUAGGCAAGGGACAUCGUUCUCUUAAUCUCGCUCUGCGCAAGGAAUUCAAUCUCUAUGCAAAUGUAAGGCCCUGUCGCAGUCUAGAAGGCUAUAAGACCCUCUAUGAUGAUGUGGACGUUGUGACCAUUCGUGAGAACACGGAGGGCGAAUACUCAGGAAUUGAACACGAAAUUGUGGACGGAGUUGUGCAGAGUAUUAAGCUAAUCACUGAAGAUGCUUCGAGGCGAGUGGCUGAAUUUGCCUUCCAGUACGCAAAGGACAAUAACAGAAGCAAGGUGACGGCUGUACACAAAGCCAAUAUUAUGCGCAUGUCUGACGGUCUUUUCUUGCGGAUGUGUCGUGAGAGUGCUGAGAAAUAUCCGGAGGUGAAGUUCGAGGAGCGCUACUUAGAUACAGUUUGCCUCAAUAUGGUGCAGGAUCCACGUAAGUACGACGUCCUGGUGAUGCCGAAUCUCUAUGGAGACAUCCUCUCGGAUAUGUGCGCUGGUCUUGUGGGUGGUCUGGGUCUCACCCCGUCCGGAAAUAUUGGUCUAAACGGUGCCCUGUUUGAAUCUGUUCAUGGAACUGCUCCAGACAUUGCUGGCAAAGAUCUGGCUAAUCCCACGGCCCUGCUACUGUCGGCCGUGAUGAUGCUGCGUCACAUGAAUCUGAAUAGUCAGGCAGAUGCCAUCCAGAAGGCCUGCUUUGAGGUCAUUAAGGAGAGCAAGUAUCUGACGGGAGAUCUGGGUGGAAAAGCCAAGUGCUCGGAAUUCACCAAUGAAAUCUGCUCCAAAUUGUAAAGUAGAAUUUUGUGUUCUUCUCAAUUUAUUAGUUACCACAGGAAGAAAAAAAACGAAUGAAAUUCUUUGGCGUGACAUCCACGAGUAUUAUAGAAGACAAUGGGAGAAAAAUCUCUCUCGGGAAUAGUUGAAGACCUUAAGCAAAAAAAAAGUCCUUAUUGUUUUGAUAAGAUUAAAACAACAAAUACUAUAUUUUAUUUAUCAUUUUAUUCACCCUUUUUCUCUCUCUUUCUCUAGAGAGUAAUUUCUAUGACUCAUUUCAUUCUUUUUCUGCUCCUUUUAUUUUAAAAUAUUCCUGUUACUUAAAAAUUGCUUCAAUUUGUUUUGCAUCGAAGCAAUAAAAUCUAGGAAAAAACUCAACUCUGGCAUCUUGGACUUGUAUUGGUUUUGUUUUGAAUGAACUUUACAAGAUUACGAGAGUUGUUAGUUGGACAAAUAUUAUUUAUUUAAUCUGCAAGAAUUUACUAAGAGUAGCAAAAGAAAUGGCUUUAGAUAGAAAUAUAUUCUAUUUGUGUGAGACGAUAAAAUAAAAAUCAAAUUGUUAUUUAUUGAUUUUACACUAAAUAAAAAAAAUAUAGGCUCUAUGACAGAAAUAUAUUAAAAACUGUAUUUAUGCCAAAAGAACUCAAAAAAUCGUUUGAAAAACCAAUAAAAAAAGAGAGAAAAAAUCA